Molecule: messenger RNA, 1551 nt
Organism: Branchiostoma belcheri (Belcher's lancelet)
Lineage: Eukaryota; Metazoa; Chordata; Leptocardii; Amphioxiformes; Branchiostomatidae
Product: leucine-rich repeat and IQ domain-containing protein 4-like
Exons: 4
Coding region: 13-1551 (512 amino acids)
Molecular function (GO): protein binding
Source: RefSeq, a predicted model, not a curated record
GAACCCGUCACCAUGGCAACGGGAAUAAACCUUCAACCUAAGGUCGUCAACGGGCUGCUGACCCUUGACCUCAGCAACAGAGGUUUGACCUUCAUUCCGCCUCAGGUGUUCCACCUUGUUGACCUUGAGAAACUCGUUCUUUCGAAGAACUUCCUGACAAGCAUACCCGCGGAGAUAGGCGCUCUGAGGAAGCUUCAGGUACUCGUGGUUGACGACAACUCUCUGUCUUAUGUACAUCAGAGAAUCAUUACUCUAGUCAACCUGGGGUAUCUGUCGGUCCAACGCAACCAACUCGCGAAGAUGCCCAACGGGCUUUCGAAUCUUCGUGCUCUCCAUGGACUGUUUAUCCGCGGUAACAGAUUCACCGAGGUCCCCGAAGAGGUUUGCUCACUCCUCAACUUGCAGUGGUUGGGCGUAGGAGACAACCCGAUCCGGCACCUUCCGGAGAACAUCAUCCAGCUCACCAGGCUAAAGAUCCUCAGCAUCACCGGUUGCAUGCUCGACGAGUUCCCGCAACAGGUACUGCAGAUGCAGGCGUUGGAGGAGCUGUUUAUGGGGAGUCGCGGGCUUUCCUCCAUCCCAGACAAAGUCCUGAAACAGAAGCACAUCCAGUGCCUCAUUCUUAGAGACAACAAGAUCAAGAAAAUCUCCAAGAAGAUCUCAAAGUUCGACUACUUGCUCACCCUUGACGUAAGCAACAACCCUGACCUGAAGUUCAUCCCCAGACAAAUCGGCAAGCUCCCCAAACUCUACAACCUGCACUUGGAGAACUGUGGACUCGAGAGCCUACCAGACGAACUGUACAACCUGCACACGCUGGGAAGCCUCAACUUGAAGGGGAACAAGCUUUCUGCACUGAGUACAGAGAUUACCAAGCUGCAGUCUCUCAAGCAAUUGUUUAUCGACAACAACCAGUUCAUGGAAUUUCCUGAAGAGAUCUGUGCACUGGCAAACUUGGAGGUUCUAGGAUGCGGACAGAAUCCGCUGACACGUCUGCCAGACAAGCUCACAAUCCUGAACCUCAAGUCUCUCACCAUCUCCUGUUGCCGGUUUGAAGAGUUCCCAAGGCAGGUGCUGUCGCUAGGGGGCCUUGAGAGGCUAUACAUGGGGGGUUGGGCUGGCUCGAACACGCAUUCUCCCGUCCCUGAGGGCAUCGCACAUCUACAGAACCUCCGACUCCUGGCGGUAGACCAGAGUGAACUUUCUCAUCUACCCGAGAGCAUCAUACACCUACAGCUGCUACAGGAGCUGGAUCUGUCCAUGAAUCUCUUCACAGCCGUCCCGCAGGUAGUGUUCACCCUCCCCAGUCUGCUCGCCCUCUACAUGGUGGGCAAUCAGCUCACGCGGCUGCCGGUCGAACUGGGCCGCCUACCGGUUUUAGAAGAUAUUGCAGUAUUCGACAACCCCCUGGAAUACCCUCCAGAAGAUAUCUGUAAGGAGGGGAGUGACGCCAUAAUCGACUUCCUCCGAGCAGAGGACGCAAGAGUAGUACCACUGGAAGGAGAGAUGGGAGCACAAGGCCAUCACCCCACUCCAACCACGGAACUCUGA